GAAUGUGGGAAAUCAUUUAGAAAGAAGAGUCAUUUUACAGAACACAUGAGAACACACACUGGAGAGAAACCUUAUGCUUGCUCAGCUUGUGCUAAAAGAUUCAACACUAAGAAAGUCAUGAUCACACACAUGAGAACACACACAGGUGAGAAACCUUUUACUUGCUCUGUUUGUAAGAAGAGUUUCUCCAGAAAGGGUGACAUGACCACACACAUGAGAACACACACUGGAGAGAAACCUUUUGCUUGCUCAGCUUGUGCUGAAAGUUUCAACACUAAGAAGGAACUUAUAUUACAUGUGAGAACACACACAGGUGGUAAACCUUUUACUUGCGCCGUUUGUAAGAAGAGUUUCUCCAGAAAGGAACACAUGACCAGACACAUGAGAACACACACUGGAGAGAGACCUUUUGUUUGCUCAGCUUGUGCUAAAAGAUUCAACACUAAGAAGGAAAUGAUAUUACACAUGAGAACACACACAGGUGAGCAAUCUUUUGCUUGCUCUGUUUGUAAGAAGAGUUUCUCCAGAAAGGAACACAUGACCACACACAUGAGAACACACACUGGAGAGAAACCUUUUACUUGCUCUGUUUGUAAGAAGAGUUUCUCCAGAAAGGGUGACAUGACCACACACAUGAGAACACACACUGGAGAGAAACCUUAUGCUUGCUCAGCUUGUGCUAAAAGAUUCAACACUAAGAAAGUCAUGAUCACACACAUGAGAACACACACAGGUGAGAAACCUUUUACUUGCUCUGUUUGUAAGAAGAGUUUCUCCAGAAAGGGUGACAUGACCACACACAUGAGAACACACACUGGAGAGAAACCUUUUGCUUGCUCAGCUUGUGCUGAAAGUUUCAACACUAAGAAGGAACUUAUAUUACAUGUGAGAACACACACAGGUGGUAAACCUUUUACUUGCGCCGUUUGUAAGAAGAGUUUCUCCAGAAAGGAACACAUGACCAGACACAUGAGAACACACACUGGAGAGAGACCUUUUGUUUGCUCAGCUUGUGCUAAAAGAUUCAACACUAAGAAGGAAAUGAUAUUACACAUGAGGACACACACAGGUGAGAAACCCUUUGCUUGCUCUGUUUGUAAGAAGAUUUUCUCCAGAAAGGAACACAUGACCACACACAUGAGAACACACACUGGAGAGAAACCUUUUACUUGCUCUGUUUGUAAGAAGAGUUUCUCCAGAAAGGGUGACAUGACCAUACACAUGGGAACACACACUGGAGAGAAACCUUUUGCUUGCUCAGCUUGUGCUAAAAGAUUCAACACUAAAAAGAAAAGUAUAUUACACAUGAGAACACACACUGGAGAGAAACCUUUUGCUUGCUCAGCUUGCGCUAAAAGAUUCAACACUAAGAUUGAAAUUAUGUUACACAUGAGAACACACACAGGUGAGAAACCUUUUUCUUGCUCUGUUUGUAAGAAGAGUUUCUCCAGAAAAGAACACAUGACCACACACAUGAGAACACACACUGGAGAGAAACCUUAUACUUGCUCUGUUUGUAAGAAGAGUUUCUCCAGAAAGGGUGACAUGACCAUACACAUGAGAACACACACUGGAGAGAAACCUUUUGCUUGCUCAGCUUGUGCUAAAAGAUUCAACACUAAGAAGAAAAUUAUAUUACACAUGAGAACACACUCAGGUGAGAAACCUUUUACUUGCUCUGUUUGUAAGAAGAGUUUCUCCAGAAAGGAACACAUGACUACACACAUGAGAACACACACUGGAGAGAAACCUUUUACUUGCUCUGUUUGUAAGAAGAGUUUCUCCAGAAAGGGUGACAUGACCAUACACAUGAGAACACACACUGGAGAGAAACCUUUUGCUUGCUCAGCUUGUGCUAAA
Nerophis lumbriciformis (worm pipefish) is the source of this 1860-nucleotide messenger RNA. RefSeq lists its product as uncharacterized. Lineage: Eukaryota; Metazoa; Chordata; Actinopteri; Syngnathiformes; Syngnathidae. The record is from RefSeq and is a predicted model, not a curated record. Gene Ontology annotation, cellular component: nucleus. Gene Ontology annotation, biological process: regulation of transcription by RNA polymerase II. Gene Ontology annotation, molecular function: RNA polymerase II transcription regulatory region sequence-specific DNA binding; DNA-binding transcription factor activity, RNA polymerase II-specific.